Molecule: messenger RNA, 2658 nt
Organism: Gregarina niphandrodes
Lineage: Eukaryota; Apicomplexa; Conoidasida; Eugregarinorida; Gregarinidae
Product: Vps51/Vps67 protein
Exons: 2
Coding region: 1-2658 (885 amino acids)
Source: RefSeq, a predicted model, not a curated record
AUGAUCACUACCGCGGCAAUGGCAGCCUCAGUCAACGCAGAAUUUGAAAGGAUAGUGAAGUACGAGACUCUGUCGGAUGCCAUGCAGCUGCUACGAGAACUGGAAGGUGCUUCGGAUAAGGCUCAAUCAAUAAUCAGAGCGGGCGUGGAAGAGAACUAUACCACAAUAUUUACCGCGAGUGAUGCUCUGGUGAAGAUGGAGGGUCAGUUGAAGGAUACAUUGAAGAUGACGGAGGAUACUAUGGAUCACAUGAAGUUGUUGGAAAAGAAUUGCUCAACCUUUUCUACGGCUGAAUUCCAGGAACUCGGCAACUCUCUACGAACCAUACAGCGAGCGUUAUCGAUUCAAAAGGUCAGAGAAACUCCAGGCUUGGUCCGUAAGCUGUACUUACAAAAACAAUAUGAACGAGGUCUUAAAGUGAUUAGAGAGUGCCUGACUGAGCUCCCCGGGGAGCAACUGCCCGGCCAAGUGGAGGGUAAUGAACGAAAGGAGAGUAAUGAACGAAAGGAGAGUAAUGAACGAAAGGAGAGUAAUGAACAAAGGGAAGAUCAUAACGAUGACAACAGCGUUGACGAGAUUAUUCGGGAGCUUCGGGAGUUGGAGAAAAAUGGUAUGCAUAGCUUAUGCGAAUCUCUAUCUGUAUUCUGGAAGACUGCAGCUCAGAACCCGACUAGCUGGCUAGAAAAACCUGGCUUGAAGCACGAGGUCCAGAAACUAGUUCAGGACCCCACGGAACAGAGGCUGUUAAAUUGUUUACAAACACUGGGAAUCGAUGGGUACGUAUUAGAGAGCGCUCGUAUGUAUUCUUUCGCCCAGGUAAUCGAGGCUUUAACAAGCGGUAAUAUUCUUGAUGGCGACAGAUCCUGCCAUUUAGAGCAGCCAAUAGCGCAGCGUACGUUACAUGGCUAUUCCCAAUAUGCUGCAUUGUUAUACCUGGAAUCGGCGGAAACAACAUCAGAAUCCAGUGGAGGACCUGCAUCAAAUAUCGUUCUAUACUGUUUAAUCAGCCUCAGGAUUGUCUUGGACUUGCUGAAGUUGAAAUCCGUUAUGCCCGAAUCAUUGCAUGAUGAUUUCGAUUGCGAAACACGCGUGUUUGCCGCGCAAUUUAUUUGCAGAGAUGUGUUCAGCGCUUAUUGCAAGCGCCUGACAUUUGGCUCAUUUAGUACGUACCUAAUUAUCAGUAAUGUGCUGCCCAAGAUAUUCCCCGAAAUCGAUCGACUCAUGUCCACUGUUAACGCCUAUUCGUGUGCAAACAUGAUGUUCGAAAUUGUCAAGGAAUAUUCUUUCAGUUUGUUCGUGGACCUCCUGGACUUCGGCUGCGAGCACCGCCAUACGCUGGCCGACUCCUUCAUCCAAAACGCUUCUAUGUUGCAGCAUAAAAUCAUGGCAAUUCCAUUGAACAAAAAGCUGUUGGCGGAAACUCUGUAUUCAUACAUAAAGUUGUACUGGAUUGGCUGCGUCGUCGUGGGACAGGUGGCUGAAGUCCUGACCCCGGCCGAUUUGGCGGUGCAUCGGCACCAGUAUCGGCCUGGCAGUCCCGUACAACGGAGCGCCGUACAACGGAGCGCCGUACAACGGAGUGGCGCUACUAGUAACUCCAGCAGUCGGCGGUCCAGUCUUGUUGCGGCCCCUGACUGCGAAGCAUCCACCGGAACGGUCCCCUUAGCAACCGAAUUGCCAUUCCUUGAUCUUUUGAUUGCGCAGGCCCCUAUUAUUACAGAUGACAAUUACAAAAGCCCGAUUUUAGCCAACAUGCUUAACUUCAAGGCCGCUUUGGAGGAGCAGCUGGCCGUCUACGACCGACCGGUUGGACAAGACUCGACGGCAUCUCAGCACCGACGACAAUUGUCGCAUCGCAGACAGCCGUCGAUCAGAGAAAUGCCAAGCGACAAAGAAUCCGCUGCGGUUUUCUUAAGUGUACUGGAUGCGUUGGCAUCCAUGGAGGAAACGGCUAAGAAGGAGUCUUUGAAGUACGGGAUAGAAAGAUGGGGAUGUGAGACUUGGAAUCCGUUCAUUGAAAAAAUUCAUGGCAAUAUUCGGAUCAGUAUUCAGGCGUCUCUGACCACUCAGUCCUAUGCUCUCAUGUUAGAGAAGUUCCAGAACGCCAAGGCGACCUCAGUCAAUACAUUUAAUAGGUAUCAGCAUUCAAUAGUUGAACCUAUUAUUGCGUUGGUUCUGCAAAUCGGCUUUCAUCUGGCCGACAUGGAAGGGCCAGUAUUGCACCCUGGACUUAUGGAAUACCUGGGCAGCAAAUCUGAUCCGGAGCUGGCCAAUCUGUCUAUCGAGACAACCCUUAAAUGCAACGACAAAGCCAUCGAGACAGCAGCCAUGAAAACGUGCAGGCCCCAAAAAGGCCAGUGGAUUGAACCACUGGUUCUACGAUCCUUCCUUAGCGCCCUAAGCAGCCUGUUGGGCACGUCGUCCAAGGCGCUCACGACACAAGACCUGGACGACGAGGAAUUGGAAAAUUACCAAUGUAAUAUUCUCUGGACAAUAUGUCGACUCUCAAAAUUUCUCUUGAAGCCGUCCAUGAAACAGAAAGAAGUCUAUCCGAUGUUGGCGGGCAUUACGUACGGACUCUGCAAGAAGGCCAAGGGAUUCACACCAAACAUGAGUAGAUGCGUGUCGAGGGUUGCUAACCAUGUCGAGGGUUGCUAA